AUGACAGGCGGAAAGAAGCCCGCUGCGCUGCAGGUCUGGGUCCAGGCUCUCCUCGCACAGCGCCUUGAACUGCUUGAAUACCUCAAAGAAGAGGCAUGCCUUCCCUGCGGUGAGGGCAAGAAGUAUGAUGAAAAUUGUGAAGACGAGACUCUUCUUGAGCUGAUUCUGAAGCAGCUGGGCGCGCUACAGGGCCCGCUGGAGAUGAGCGCGCGCGUGUGCGCGCGCUUGGUUGAGAAGAUGGGGGACGGUUUGGAGGAGGAGGUUCUGGCUCUUCUCGUGUGGAACGAUGAUCUCGAGAGUGCCCUGAUUGGGGUAGCUAAAUUCUUCGCGUGGAUUGAGAAAGGACUUCAGGAUGUGGAACGAAUGGAGGAGUGGAGGACGUUCUACAAGACGGAGCGGUUCACACAGCAGGAGAGAGACUGGCUAGUAUAUUGCGAUCAUACGGAACUUCCUUCCGGGACUAUGGAGUUUGCGAACCAAAGCCUCAGGCGCAGCAUUGAGAGGCUCAGAAAGGCCAAUACCGUGCCGUUGGAUUCUUCGGGCGCUUGGUCCCCUUUCAUCUCCGUCUUUCUUCUCGUGGUGGGGCUGAUUGUUGGCCGGAUUCUGGCGUUCCGUUCUUGGUCCGCGCAAGGAACCGGAACGACGGUCUCCACGGAGCCUGUCUCCUUCAGUUUGAGAGGGCCCUGGGCCGACACGUGCGACAUCGCCUUCAACUGGACGCGCAAAGCGGAGGCGGGGGGAGAGUCCGGGGAGGACUUCCGGAAGUUCCGCUUUGAACGAGCACGGAAUUCCGCUUGCACCUACGGAGUCAUUGCGAUGGGCUUUCAUCUGACGGGUCACAAGGCGGUCGAUGAGGCGAAGCUAAUCUUCCAGGGGAUUGGACAGUGCACGGGAAAGGUUGACGUGGCAGUGUCUGAGGAGGACUUGAAAGAGGAAAACGCGAAAUGGAACGGUUGGGGGAUCUGGCCGGUUUGCAGGAACGGCAGCACUUGGAGCUGCACCGGGGGUCCGAUCGAGAAAAUGCACCAAAACGAGCACUACGCGCAUCUCGACGUUCCGGAGUGGCACGGCGGGGGGUGCAAGUGUACGACUGGCUGUGCGGGAUACGGGGUUGAGUACACAACUUGGUGGGCAGUCACGUCAACGGCAGCCAUGACAGGCGGAAGGAAGCCCGCGGCGCUCCAAACCUGGGUUCAGGCGCUCCUCGCACAACGCCAUGAACUGCUUGAAUACCUCAGAGAAGAGGUAGGCCUUCUCUACGGUGAGGUCGAGAAGUAUGAUGAAGGUUCUGAGGACGAGACUCUUCUUAAGCUGAUCUUGAAGCAGCUCGGCGCGCUACAGGGCCCGCUGGAAGAGAGCUCGCGCGUGUGCGCGCGCUUGCUUGAAAAGAUGGAGGCGGGUUUGGAGGAGGAGGUUCUGGCUCUUCUUGCUUGGAACGUUGAUCUCGAGAUUGCCUUGGGUGAGGUAGCUUCUUUCUUCGCGUGGAUUGAGAAAGGAGCUGAAGAUCCCGCUCGGUUGGAAGAGUGGAGGACGUUCAACAAGACGGAGCGUUUCACGCAGGAGGAGAAAGACUGGCUGAUCUUUUCCGAGUACACAAGACCUCCCUCCCAGAUUUUGGAUUUUGCCAAUCAACCCCUCACGCUCAGCAUUGAGAGGCUCGAAAUGGCCAAUACCGGGCCGUCAGAAACGUCGGGCCCUUGGUGUUGCACCGUCGCCUUUAUCCUCUUGAUGGGGCUUGUUCUGGUGCUGGCGUUCCGCUCUUGCUUCGCGCAGGGAAGCGGAAUGUCUGUUCCCGAGGAGCCUGCCUCUUCUACCACGAAGCCUGGCUCUGUAGCCUUUGACCUCAUCGAAGCUUUCGGUCAGAGAGGUGACGUCAGCACAUCCUGUUCCCGGGCCCGUUCCGUUCAGAGCCCGUCUCGCCCCCUCAUUCUCCAAACGCCCUGCUCUUUCGACUGCGGCAGCUUCCAAGUCCAACAUGCCGCAAUGGACUUCUAUCUGAACAAACACAGGGAGGUCCAGUCUGUUACUGUGCUCAACAGCGUGACGUCAGGGCCCUGGGCCGACACGUGCGACAUCGCGUUCAGCUGGACACGCAAAGCGGAGGUGGGGGGUGAGUCCGGGGAGGACUUCCGGAAGUUCCGCUUUGAACGAGCACCGGAUUCCGCUUGCACCUACGGAGUCUCUGCGAUGGGCUUCCAUCUGACGGGUCAUAAGGCGGUCGACGAGACAAAGCUGAUCUUCCAGGGCAUUGGACAGUGCACGGGACAAAUCGACGUGGCAGUUGCUGAGGAGGAGCUAGGAGAGGGCGCGGCAGAAUGGAACGGUCGGGGGAUGUGGCCGAUUUGCAGGAACGGCACCGCUUGGAGCUGCACGGGCGGGGGCGUAGAGAAAAUGCACGAGAAUGAGCAUUACGCGCAUCUAGACGUUCCGGAGUGGCACGGCGCGGGGUGCAAGUGUACGACUGGCUGUGCGGAGCAGUGGGCUGAACACGAAGCAAAGGUAUUUUGA
Molecule: messenger RNA, 2508 nt
Organism: Klebsormidium nitens
Lineage: Eukaryota; Viridiplantae; Streptophyta; Klebsormidiophyceae; Klebsormidiales; Klebsormidiaceae
Source: the annotation of a GenBank genome assembly